This is a messenger RNA of Bombyx mori (domestic silkworm), 2096 nucleotides long. RefSeq lists its product as uncharacterized. The transcript has 4 exons. Lineage: Eukaryota; Metazoa; Arthropoda; Insecta; Lepidoptera; Bombycidae. The record is from RefSeq and is a predicted model, not a curated record. Bases 241 to 888 code for a protein of 215 amino acids.
UCUAGUGUUUACUACAAAAUUUUUGGCAGAACGGGCCUUGUUUCUUUGCCUAUGUCCUAUGUAAUAGAUUAAUCAAAAUUAACAAUAAUGUAGGUACUUUCAAGUUUCAAUCGGAGGUUUCAACUUUUUAAAAAUAUUGACAAGAUUAUUGGUAAAGAUAAAUAUUAAUAAAUUUGUCAUUUUAUUAGUAUAGCUUUUAAAGUAUACUAAUUUUAUAUAUAACAUGUCGUCGAAGCAGAAAUGAGUACUAGUUUAAUUAGAUCCAGGGUAAGCUCAGAGCAACUGGACUUAUUGUUGACUUUUAUGGAAGAGCACCCUGAUUUUGCAGCGGGCAAACAGGCAAUUUAUUCACGCUAUAGUUCGAGUAAGCUUUGGAGGUUGCUGGCGGAGCGACUAAAUGCUGCUGCUGCUGAUACUGGAGGCGCAAGAAAGUCGCCUGAUAAGUGGUCUCGCUACUGGGUCGAUAUAAAAUACAAGGCACGAAGAAAAUCAGCUGCAGGUGGUGCCCUCGGUGACCUUUCCUCUGCCGAAGAGCGUCUCCAAAAUAUCUUCAACAAUAGCAAUUGUGUGUCACACACACCAAGAGGGGGGAGCCACUCUGAUGAAGAUCGUAAACUGACUCCACUAGACGACGACAUGCGUUCUGAUACUUCAGUUCCGUCAACUUCUGAUGCUCCUCGACCAAGCACUGAGGAGUUACUUGCUGAAGCUGCAAUGCGUAGUGCCUUAGCUGCUGAGAAACAGGCAGAAUCUGUUGCCCAAGCUGUCGAUCUUCUUAGAGAUAUAGUGACAUUGUUACGAGAGAGAAACCAUCAACAAUCUCAACCACCUCCUCAGACACAUCAGGAACCAACAGUGCAAGUGUACCAGCAUCACCACAGAUUGUGAUUCAUCAAGGAAUUUCAACUAUAAAUGACUUCAUCUGCACGCUGGCGAGCCCGGACGGCGCCGUGCUGCAGCACAGCUUGCAGGAAGGCUGGCUGGGCUUGCAAACUGACUGCCCGUUCCCGUACAGGCCGCAGGGCUUCACAGAGAGCAUUUGCAACAACACCUUUAUACUGCGCCGUUGUCAUACCAUCUGAUUCUUCAACUACUUCUUCAGGGAGUUUAUCUUCAGCAAGGCAGUGUAGUUUUAUAAGAUUUGAUACUCCGGGCCGUUCUUUUGGAUCAUAUGUAACCUGGAUUAACAGACAAUUAUUUGCUUUGAAGUAAUACAGAUGUGAUUGGUUAAUUUGAUUGGUGAUUAGUUAUUUAGGUGGGUGAUAAAUAUAUUAAAACAAUAGAAAUAAGUUACUAGUAAGCUGAUGUAUAUAUAAGUAGGAUGUAAGGAUUAUGAAGUUGUGUACAUUUCUGAAAUAAAUGUGCACUUAUAUCAGCGUUUUUCAAAGUUGUAUAUUAUUAUAUUAUCUGCUCCUCUCUCUCUCCCUUAAAGGGUGAAUUAGGGUUUCAAAGUUUAUAUGGGGAGUGUAAUUUCAUGGUACUUCCUUCCUAAUAAGGCUUCUUAUACAUUGUUUAGGAAAAAAUAUUAUAAUUCAAAUACGUCAUUACUGUAAUGUAGUUCCAUAUAAUGACUCAUUUAAAAAGUCACCAUGAACAAUUAAAAGAAAGCUACCUAAAAUGUUUUAUGGUUUAAAUUAUUUUAAAUCUCUUUUAUGAAUCAGAAAUUUGCUCGACUAAUUAUGAUUAAAAUAAAUAAGUUCUUAAAUAAUUAUCAAUAUUACUAUCCAGAGGACUAGAGUAUAAUAGUAAUACACUAGUUGAUUCUAAAGCAAUAUGGUAAAUUGUCAAAGGACUACAAUAUGUUACUGCUAUUAGUUUACAUAGAGCUGUCUAUGUAUUUGUAUUUAAUUAUAAGUGUCACUGACUUUUGAAUUAUUCGUUUUCCCAAAUUAAUGAUAGUUUGUUUAGUUUAUUCACUAGCGCAUCAUUGUGUACACAUAAUUUUAAUAUUGAGAAUCAAUCGUGGAUAAAUGUAAUGGGAAAAUGUAUAUUUCAAUAUUAUUUUAUUAAAAUUAUUGAAUCUAAAUCCUUAUACUUAAAUAUCCUUAAGUAACAUGAUAAUAUAGUAAAAGUAUAAAAUAAAUAAUUUUUAAAUA